Molecule: messenger RNA, 4257 nt
Organism: Argiope bruennichi
Lineage: Eukaryota; Metazoa; Arthropoda; Arachnida; Araneae; Araneidae
Exons: 12
Coding region: 110-4177 (1355 amino acids)
Molecular function (GO): calcium ion binding
Source: RefSeq, a predicted model, not a curated record
ACAGAACGUCAGGAAGGAAGAGUGCUGCGGUCGGUCCAGCCGAUACUCGCCGCUGCUUCGGGAUGUGCAAUGUAAUUGUUGGGUUGUGGAUCUGUUUUGGAAUAAUAUCAUGAAUGUCAUUGCCAAAAGAUGCCUUCUCCUAGUGAUCAUCACAUUUCAAUGUGAAUAUCGGAUUACCCUGGCACAGGAGGCAACGAAUGAAACGGAUACCAGCAGAGAAGAAAAUUCAUCUUCAUUUGAAAAUUCUUUCAUUGAAUCUUCAUCAUUCAUCAAUAUUUAUGAAGCCUCAUCGUUAAAUGUUUCGGAUAUCAUCGAAACUCCACAUUUGCCAAAAACUAUCACAAGUUCUCCUUAUUUAUUUACCAGUAUUAGUCAAAACCUAAGAGAUGAUGUAUCCACUCAUUUUACUGAAAAUUUCAUUAAUGAAGAUUCAUCAAUAGCAUUAGAAUCAUCUUUACAAGAUGCUGACAUAUUUUUAUCUAGUUCAGCAGAUUCACUGCUGAAUUAUUAUGGAGAUUUUGAAGCCAUGAUUGAAAGUGCCGUAGAAAUUAGUCCAACUGCAGAAAGACGUAUUUAUAUACCCUCAUCCCUGACAAAUUCACCUCAACUUGAAUCAUUUAGUUCGAAUUUUGAUACAAAGGAAUAUGAUACCGAAGACAGUUUUUCCGAUUUUCACUUUAUUGAAGUUACUCCAGUAACACCAACUGCUGUAUAUAGUGAAGUUGAAGUAUCGACAUCAUUACCUUUGGAUGAAACAUCCUCAUCAAUUUACAGUAGUCAAUUAUUGCCUUCCAGCACUUCUUCAUAUGUCAGUAAUAUAUUAAUUGAAAUUAAAGAAUCUUCAACUGCUGGCAGUUCGAAGUUGAGUCAAUAUGUUUCAUCACCAGUCCUGAAAAAUGAAAAAGAAUUUUUUACAGAAAGCAUAGGUUCUUCUAAUAAUACAGAGAAUGAUCCAUCUAAUGACUCACUUGAAGUAGCAGGAAGUGAAAUCUUAAGGGAAAGUAAUGUAUCGCAUGAAAUAAUUAAUGAUGAUCUGGAGAUCAAAAAUAAAACAUCUAGAAACGAAGAUCCUCAGUUGGAUGAUAUCAUCAGUGGUAUUGUUCAUUUGUUAGCUGGAAAAGUUCAGCUUGGCAGACCGGUUUUUGCCCCACCUCCUAAACGACAAAAUAGACCUCCUGCACAUUCUACACGCAUUAAUAACAGAGGACCAUUAAGCUCUUCUUCAACACCGUAUAGUCGUACAAUUGUUGUUUUUUCUCAGCCUCAAAAUCCUUCUAUUUCCGUAACAGAAAUGCACCGGCCUAUGCAGUUCCCUCCAUCAGGUGCAGUUGGUGGCAUUCUACCUCACCCAUCAGAUAAACCUGAACAUGCUUUGAAAAUACGGCCUACAAGAGUAAAUGACAGGCCACUUGCAAGUGCUCCUGGUAACCAUUUUCAACACUUUGGCGGAAAAGUGCCUGCAAAUGGGUAUAACCAACCACCUUUCACAGGUGAGGUAUUUUCUCAAGAUGGCGCUCCUUUACGACCUAAAUUACAGCUUGCAAAUGUCCCGGAUGGUGUUAUUUUAAAUACAUUUCCAGAAAAUUCUAAACCACAAAAUCAGAAGGACAUUUCUACAACGAAACGUACUCACUUCAUCUUCUCCGAUUCUUUUGAUUCUACGCAAGAUUUCCAUACGAGGCCACUUCCUUCCAAUGUUCAAACAACUAAAACUUUUGCUACAAUUAUAAAUCCACAAUUAAAUUCAGCGAAUAAACUCUCAUCUACAAAUACUUUUGAAGUCUUUACAGAUCAAACAAAUUCUCAAGAAAUACUUAAGAAAACAGUGAAAGCUUCCACAGGUUCAUCUUCAGUUGCGGUUCCUACAGAAAGCUUUCCACGGGACAGUAUUAAGCCCACAAAGGUACAUAAAAAUUUUGUAACUGUUGAUAACCAAACAGUGCCGUUUGGGCCAAUUACAGACUGGGUUCCAGUUAUUGAAAGACCAUCUAUGAGAUUUAAACCCGUUUCCUCUAAUUUAAAUAAAACCCGAGCAGAUUCUGAUGUUUCAAUUAUAAUGCAACCGAUUAUUUUUGAUAUAACAGUUAGUCAAUCCUAUAAUGAUCCUAAUAUUUCAGCCAACAAGACAACAGAAGCUUCAAGUUCUUCAAUAUUCAACUCCACUAAUAUUCGAACAUAUUUGACUGAAAUCGUUGACACUAGCUCUACAUUCAAUACAAAACUAGAAAUUUUGACCUCAGAGGUUCUGGAAUCUCAAAAUGAUUAUACAUCCUCCUCCAUAAGUACUCCAGUAUUAAUAGAUAGUAGAAUUCCAGUAUUAAUAGAUAGUAGAGUUGUUACUACUCCUGCUCCUGACACUAAAAUAUCUAAAAUAGCAACUGCUUGGGAAGAUAUACGUACAGUACUGAAAGAGGAGAGUCAAAACCGUCCAAAGCUUUCUGAAACUGUGUAUUCUGCGCCAAAACCAACAAUACCUUCGGUGCAAUACAACGUAAUAAGUAGCCGAGUAGAAGAAAAAAGAACCCAACAAAAAUCGUAUGCCACAUCACCUUCCUUAAAUUCACCAUCAUCAAAAACUUUUGGAACCCUAUUUUCUGCUCCUUCGAAUAAUAACCCAAAUUUAGGCCGACCCUUUGUAAAACCAGUUGAAAUUGAAGAGGUUCGACCGUAUGUUGGUGCUAUCAAUCCUGUCGACCAGGAUCGAACUCGGCCAGCGUAUCCACCCUUCCGAGGAGCAUAUCCAUCAGGAACAGUUCAAGUUACAAGAGCAGGCGUAAAUGUUAGAGAAGAAAGUACAUCGCUGCCAAAUAAUCCACUUUUUACCAGCCGGACACCUAUCAUUCGAAGUCCCCCAAGACCUAGACCAAAUACAAUUAGAAUCGAUACUUGUAUUGUUGGUGAUGAUAGCACAUGCGACAGUAAAUCUAAUGAAACAUGCAAGACUGAGCAAGGAAUUAGUUCCUGCCAUUGUAAACCAGGCUACGCAAGAUCUUAUACUCGAGGUCCUUGUGUUCCCGUUGUUUCUCUCAUGCUCGCCCUAAAAGUGGACCGUAUGGGAAACCGAAAGUUGUCCUUUACCCCUAAAUAUUUGGACAAAAACUCUGAAGAAUAUAGGAUUCUAGAAUUCGAAGCGAAACAAGCGCUCUCAACUCUCUUCACCCACACCGCAUUUUCACGAACCUUCCUUGGUUCGAAUGUGAAUACUUUCUACUCCAUUGGCGGAAAACUCAUCAUCAACGCUACCGUUUUCCUAGAAGAAAAAGAAUCCACCCGGGCUCAGUCUGUCCGGUUGCGACUUCGACAAGAAAUUGCAGAAUCCAUCAAGAACAGGAACCGAAAUAUUGGUGAAAGUCGACUCUACGCUGAUGGACCUUUAAGUCCCCUCCAACAUAUUGAUGAUGUCAAUGAAUGCUCAGAUAUCAAUCUUAAUGAUUGUGCUGGUGAUGGAGCUUGUUUAAAUGUAUUCGGAACCUUCAUUUGCCGCUGUAAACCUGGCUAUAUUGAUCCUUUCAAGCAUGAUGAAAGGCGAAGCGGAAGGAAAUGUUUAGCUUGCCAACCAGAUUAUUGCAGCUAUCAUGGCCAAUGCUUCGUUGUGCAAGACCAAAAAUUGUGCAAUUGCACAGGAAACUUCAUAGGGAGAAGAUGUGAAUUGGAUGGUGAGAUUGUUGCUGUUUCAGUUGGAGCUGUAUUUGCUGCCAUAAUUAUAAUUGUAGUAACCCUUUAUUGCCUUUGUAGUUGGAACCGAAAAUGGAAAAAGCAACAGCAGAAAGCCGAGGUUUUGUCUUCACGCUCUUACAACAGCAAUAAUACAUUCAGCUGUAUCAGCAACAUGAUGAAUGCAAAUAUUAAUCCAUACAAUUUGACGAUGGAAGACAGGAUGCGAUGGGCUCACAUUUCGGAUGUAGUUAAAAGUGUAUCAAUGCCAACUUCGGAUUAUCCUUAUGCUUCGACAUCUCUUGAACAACCAGGAUAUCCAAAUCGAUUUCAGCAGCAUCUUAGCGACGAAGAAGCAUCUUGGUACGAUUAUCGAACUAGACCCAGAUCAAGAGCUUUACCACCUCCUAGAACGUCUCCAAACGCUACAUAUUAUGAAAUGGAUAGUGCUCCCCGUGGGGCAUAUAUGUCAUCUAGUGGUCAUUCAUCAAAGCGAAUCCCAAAAAAACUCACUAGGUACUGAAGAAAGUCUGUCAUUAUAAUUCGAAAAUUGCAAUAUCUUCUAUUUAAUCUCAAAAAUAAAGUAUUUGUAUUUCUACCAUA